UCCUCCUCGGGUUGCACGUGCAGUUGUUGUGGUUCCGUCUCACGUGACCGCGGAAGCGCCGCAGCUACGGGCCCGCCUCCAAGAUGGCGGCGCCCAGUGAAUGGGGUUGCGACCUGCUUCUGCUCAGCCUCGAUUUAUAACCGUGGAGGGUCUGCGGGACCAUGGAGAGGCCCGGAUUCACGGCUUCGCUGGUGGCUGGUGGGGUAGCAGGUGUUGCUGUUGACUUGAUAUUAUUUCCUCUGGAUACCAUUAAAACCAGGCUGCAGAGUCCACAAGGAUUUAAUAAGGCUGGUGGUUUUCGUGGAAUAUAUGCUGGUGUUCCUUCUGCUGCUAUUGGAUCCUUUCCUAAUGCUGCUGCUUUUUUUAUCACCUAUGAAUAUGUGAAAUGGUUUUUGCAUACUGAUUCAUCUUCAUAUUUAAUGCCUGUGAAGCAUAUGUUGGCUGCCUCUGCUGGAGAAGUGGUUGCCUGCCUGAUUCGAGUUCCUUCAGAAGUGGUUAAGCAGAGGGCACAGGUAUCUGCUUCUUCAAGAACAUUUCAGAUUUUCUCUAACAUCUUAUAUACAGAGGGCAUCCAAGGAUUGUAUCGAGGCUAUAAAAGCACAGUUUUAAGAGAGAUUCCUUUCUCAUUGGUCCAGUUUCCCAUGUGGGAGUCCUUAAAAGCCCUCUGGUCCUGGAGGCAGGAUCAUGUGGUGGAUUGUUGGCAGUCAGCAGUCUGUGGAGCUUUUGCAGGUGGAUUUGCAGCUGCAGUCACCACACCUCUGGAUGUGGCAAAAACAAGAAUCACGUUGGCAAAGGCUGGUUCCAGCACCGCUAGCGGCAAUGUACUCUCUGCGCUGCACGGGGUCUGGAGGACGCAGGGGCUGUCAGGAUUAUUUGCAGGUGUCUUCCCUCGAACGGCAGCCAUCGGUCUGGGAGGUUUCAUCUUUCUUGGUGCUUAUGAGCAAACCCGCAGCUUGCUGUUGGAACUUGGCAGGGCGAGCCCCUGACUCCAGGACGGUGCCCCAUGCUCUGCUCUCAGGGAAGGGGACACCGUGCGAGCAGCUGCAGUCGCCAGGCUCCGGUGUGCGAGGACCGGAGCCCCGGCCCUGGUGGUGCCCUCCUCUCAGACCCCCGUAAUAAAUCCAUGUGGUGAUGCUG
Nyctereutes procyonoides (raccoon dog) is the source of this 1137-nucleotide messenger RNA. RefSeq names its product solute carrier family 25 member 26 (gene SLC25A26). Gene Ontology annotation, molecular function: S-adenosyl-L-methionine transmembrane transporter activity. The transcript has 10 exons. The record is from RefSeq and is a predicted model, not a curated record. Gene Ontology annotation, cellular component: mitochondrial inner membrane. Gene Ontology annotation, biological process: transmembrane transport. Lineage: Eukaryota; Metazoa; Chordata; Mammalia; Carnivora; Canidae. The coding region runs from base 162 to 986 and encodes 274 amino acids.